Molecule: messenger RNA, 1071 nt
Organism: Candidula unifasciata
Lineage: Eukaryota; Metazoa; Mollusca; Gastropoda; Stylommatophora; Geomitridae
Source: the annotation of a GenBank genome assembly
AUGAUACACAGCUUGUUUGUCAUCAACUGCUCAGGAGAUAUUUUCCUGGAGAAACACUGGAAGAGUGUAAUCAACAAGUCAGUGUGUGACUACUUCUUUGAGGCACAGACCAAGGCAUCAAACCCAGAAGAUGUGCCACCAGUUAUUGUUACCCCUCAUCAUUACAUCAUUCAUAUCUUCCGCAACAAGUUAUACUUUGUUGCUGUUCUUACCACGGAAGUUGCACCCUUGUUUGUGAUUGAGUUUCUUCACAGAAUCUUUGACACGAUGGUGGACUACUUUUCUGAGUGUAGUGAGACAUCCCUCAAAGAACAUAUUGUCGUUGUGUAUGAGAUACUGGAUGAAAUGCUGGACAAUGGAUUCCCCUUGGCUGUGGAGUCUAAUGUUCUCAAAGAACUCAUCAAGCCACCAAACUUUCUCAGGACCAUCGCAGACACAGUCACUGGCAAAGCUUCUGGGUUUGGGGCAACUUUGCCCAGUGGUCAGCUGUCCACUGUUCCUUGGAGAAGAACAGGGGUCAAGUACACCAACAACGAGGCCUACUUUGACAUGAUUGAGGAGAUUGAUGCAAUCAUUGAUAAAGCUGGCAUUGCUGUCACAGCGGAGAUUCAAGGAUAUAUUGACAGCCAGGUCAAACUAAGUGGCAUGCCAGAUCUGACCUUGACGUUUGUCAACCCUCGAAUUUUGGAUGAUGUCAGUUUUCAUCCUUGUGUGAGGUUUAGUAGAUGGGAGUCUGAGAAAAUUGUCUCAUUUAUCCCGCCAGAUGGCCAGUUUCGUCUGAUGUCCUACCAUAUAGGGUCAUAUAACUCAGUAAAUUUACCAAUUUACCUGAAACACAGCAUUGCAUACAGAGAAGGAAGUGGGGGCAAGUUUGAUGUUACAAUUGGACCAAAACAGAAUCUGGGAAAGACGAUUGAGAACGUUGUGCUUCAGGUUCAAUUUCCCAAGACCGUUUUAAGUGCAACAUUGACUUCUAACCAGGGCAAAAACUCCUUUGACCCUGUGUCUAAACUGAUGACAUGGGAUGUUGGCAGGAUUGACCCUGCCAAGUUGCCAAACAUCAAAGGCAGU